Molecule: messenger RNA, 3219 nt
Organism: Acanthochromis polyacanthus (spiny chromis)
Lineage: Eukaryota; Metazoa; Chordata; Actinopteri; Pomacentridae
Gene: eif3c
Product: eukaryotic translation initiation factor 3, subunit C
Exons: 23
Coding region: 164-2962 (932 amino acids)
Biological process (GO): translational initiation
Cellular component (GO): eukaryotic translation initiation factor 3 complex
Molecular function (GO): RNA binding; translation initiation factor activity; translation initiation factor binding
Source: RefSeq, a predicted model, not a curated record
GUGUGUCGUCACUUCCUUUCCUGACGCAAGUGCCCGGUAAGACUGCUGCACGCCUUUUCUGUAGCCGCACUACAGCAAAACUGGAUUUUACAACAACUCUGAGUGGACAGACACAUCACAGAAUAACUUCUACAAGGACGUAGAUUGACAGCUUCAGUCAGCGAUGUCUCGUUUCUUUGCCACCGGCUCUGACAGCGAGUCAGAGGAGUCCUCAUCUGCCGAUGAGAUCACCCCUAAAGCACCCGGGACCACUUUGAAGCAGUCUUUGCUUCUUAGUGAUGAUGAGGAGGACACUAAAAGAGUGGUGCGCAGCGCCAAAGACAAAAGGUUUGAGGAGCUGACCAACCUCAUAAAGACCAUCCGCAAUGCCAUGAAGAUUCGUGACAUGGCCAAAUGUCUGGAGGAGUUUGAACAGUUAUGUCGAGCUUUCCUCAAAAGCAAGAAUAUAGUGGACAAGGAGGGUGUUCCCUCUUUCUAUAUCCGCCUUUUGGCUGACUUGGAGGACUAUCUGAACCAGCUUUGGGAGGACAAAGAAGGCAAGAAGAAGAUGAACAAAAACAAUGCUAAAGCCCUCAGCACACUCCGUCAAAAGAUCCGCAAGUACAACAGAGACUACGAAACAGAAAUAGCUGCAUACAAGGAGAACCCACAGGAGUCUGCAGAUGAAGAGGAGGAGAAGGAGCCAGAGGAUUCUGGCUCCUCAUCUGACAGCGAUGCAGAGGGAGGUGAUGAAGGAGUGUCGAGCACGUCCUUCUUAAAGAAGAAGCCUGAGGCUGCUUCGGAGGCCAGCAAGUUCCUCAAGUCUGCCAAAGGAUCCGGGGAUGAGUCCUCCUCUAGUGACGACGAUGAUGAUGAUGAAGACUGGGGCUCAGACACCGUUGACAGUGGCAGCGAGAGUUCAGAUGAAGGGAAAGGAAGGAGCGCUUCCCUGGCAAUGGUCUUCCUCCGGAAGACCCAGGAUUCUGACAAACCCAGCGAAAAGAAGCUCGGGAAGAAGAAGAAGCCCAAAAAGAAAGAGCGGCUUGAGGAGGAGCCCGAGGAGGAGGGAGGAGAGGAGGCUGGAGAAGGCUGGGAGAAGGUCAAGGGAGGCGUCCCUCUGGUCAAGGAGAAGCCCAAGAUGUUUGCUAAAGGCACAGAGAUCAACACAGCGGUGGUGGUGAAGAAGCUGAAUGAGAUCCUUCAAGCCAGAGGCAAAAAGGGCACGGACAGAGCUGCUCAGAUUGAGCUGCUUCAUGCUCUGGCAGCCAUCGCUGCUGAGAAUAACUUGGGUCAGGGAAUUCUGGUCAAGAUUAAGUUCAACAUUAUUGCCUCCCUGUACGACUACAACCCCAACUUGGCAGCCUUCAUGAAGCCUGACAUGUGGAAGAAGUGCCUGGAUUGUAUAGAUGAGCUGUUGGACAUCCUCUUUGACAACAACAACCACAUCUUCAUUGGGGAGAACAUUGCAGAGGACAGCGAGAAUCUGGCCAUCUCUGACCAGCCUUUCAGGGUGCGUGGAUGCGUCCUAACGCUGGUAGAGAGGAUGGAUGAAGAGUUUACCAAGAUCAUGCAGAACACUGAUCCCCACUCACAAGAAUAUGUUGACAAUCUCAAAGAUGAGGGACGAGUUUGUGGCAUCGUUGACCGGCUGCUCGCCUACAUGGAGAACAAAGGCAGCACAGAGGAGAUUUGCCGCAUCUACCUGCGCAGAAUCAUGCACACCUACUACAAGUUUGACUACAAAGCUCACAGACGCAGCCUCGGCCUCCAGGGAGAGUCCAAGUCCGAGCAGGACCAGGAGGAGAGCGAGGGGGAGGACAGCGCUGUGAUCAUGGACCGUCUCUGCAAGUUCAUCUACGCCAAGGAUCGUACCGACCGUAUCCGUACUUGCGCUAUCCUCUGCCACAUCUACCAUCACGCUCUGCAUUCACGCUGGUACCAGGCACGCGACCUGAUGCUCAUGAGCCACCUGCAGGACAACAUCCAACACGCUGACCCACCUGUACAGAUCUUGUACAACAGAACUAUGGUCCAACUUGGCAUUUGCGCCUUUAGGCAGGGCAUGAUCAAAGACGCCCACAACGCGCUGUUGGACAUCCAGUCGUCUGGCCGUGCGAAGGAGCUCCUGGGUCAAGGUUUGCUCAUGAGGAACAUGCAGGAGAGAAACGCCGAGCAGGAGAAGAUUGAAAAGAGACGACAAGUGCCGUUCCACAUGCACAUCAACCUGGAGCUGCUGGAGUGCGUCUACCUGGUGUCGGCCAUGCUGUUGGAAAUCCCCUACAUGGCCGCCCACGAGUUUGAUGCCCGUCGCAGAAUGAUCAGCAAACAGUUCCAUCACCAGCUGAGGGUGGGGGAGAGGCAGCCGCUGCUCGGACCUCCAGAGAGCAUGAGGGAACACGUGGUGGCAGCCAGCAAGGCCAUGAAGAUGGGAGACUGGCGGACCUGCCACUCAUUCAUCAUCAAUGAGAAGAUGAACAGUAAAGUCUGGGAUCUGUUCCCUGAGACGCAGAGAGUACGAGAGAUGCUUGUCAGGAAGAUUCAAGAGGAGUCACUGAGGACUUACCUGUUCACGUACAGCAGCGUAUACGACUCCAUCAGCAUGGAGACACUGUCUGAGAUGUUUGAGCUGGAGAUCUCCACAGUUCACAGCAUCAUCAGCAAGAUGAUCAUCAAUGAGGAGCUGAUGGCGUCCCUCGACCAGCCCACACAGACGGUGGUGAUGCACCGCACAGAGCCCACCUCUCUGCAGAACAUGGCUCUGCAGCUGGCAGAGAAACUGGGCAGCUUGGUGGAGAACAACGAGCGCGUCUUCGACCUCAAACAGGGCGUCUAUGGAGGCUACUUCAACAGAGAUCAGAAAGGUGGCUACCAACAGAAGCAGUCGUACCAGAGAGGUACGUUAAAUCAGAAAGGCGGCUACCAGCAGAAGCAGGGAGGCUACCAGCGAGGCGGCUACAGGAACCAGAACCAAAGCAACUACUGAGCUUGAAGUGGAUUUCAGUUUGGCCUCCUGAACUAGUCGUCAUUCCAUUACAACAUCAGCAACAGCCUGGGUCUUCCUCAUCAAAACUGUUUUUCACCGACCCUGAAGCCGCCGCUUAGCGUGUUAUUUCAGAACUACCAACUUCUGUGGAUCGACAUGAAGAAUUUUAUUAUUACUAAAAAAAGCAUUGGCUUGUGGGAGUGCAGUCAGAUGACAGACAUGUCGAGUUAUUAACAAAUAAAAGUUAUUAAACAGUG